CCGUUGAGGCAUGAAAAAAGGUGGGCUUUCUCCCCUCGCCGCCUCUCGUCUUCUGUACGGCGCUUCGAUCUCGCCGCUUCCAGUCGCCCGCUUCUCGUCGCCUUCAACGGUAGGAAGAGAGGCUUCAAGUCAUAUCUGCAUUGUAAUUUCUGGAAUCCUUCUCGGUUGCUGAAGAGGGAGAGUUGCCAAUCAGGCAAUCAUGGAUGUUGAUUCACAGCCAACCAUGGAGGAAACCAUCCUAGUCGGUGACGACCUUAUGUUGGGGCCACCUUCACCUGUUAUACCCCCGGAGAUUGCAUCUCAUGUUCUCGAAGGUGUUGAUUUAUGUGAUGGAAUACUGAGGAAUCUCUUCUUGUGCCUGCAAAUCAAUGAUAUCGAGCCAUUUUGCCAAGAUGAGAUUGUUUUGUAUAGACAAUGUGCCGAGAAAAGGGAUAAGGAGCUAAGACGACGACUCCAGGAUAGUGAGCAUAAGUUGGGAUUGUGUAUGCCUUUGGAACAAGCAAAGGAUAGAGCUGCACAACUCCAAUCCGAAGUUGCAUUGUUAGAGAGGCGCAUGAUUCUUGCAAGUGGAAUUGAAGGCAUGGAGGGAUUUCGCCAGCGAUGGAGCUUACAUGGGCGCCUUGAGGAUGCCAAAAAAAGACUAGAAGCUUUGAACCAGGGAAUUGGAAAGAGGAAAAUUGAAGAGCCCCAAGGAGAGUCUAAAGGAGAUCCAGUUAAAAAGAAAUGGUUUUUUGGUAACUUUAUUUUAAAGGAAAAACCUGUCCAGCGGUGAAGCAUGGUAUUUAUCUCUCUUUCUGUGUUCAGAAAGCGUAUAAGUAGUUCUUUCCCCACCAAAAAAAAGACAAUUAUUAUGAACUUGUAAGUAGUUCGUGUUCAGAAAACGCAUAUAUAUAAAUAUUUGAUGUUAAGAGUCCACUUCGAAUCGAGCCAGGGUCGUGUGCAGCUUAACUCAUAUUCGAUUGGAGUCGGCUCGAGGUGUAUAAACUUAUAUACAACCCAUUCAUGUCAUGGAUUGGUCUUGC
Phoenix dactylifera (date palm) is the source of this 1022-nucleotide messenger RNA. The record is from RefSeq and is a predicted model, not a curated record. Lineage: Eukaryota; Viridiplantae; Streptophyta; Magnoliopsida; Arecales; Arecaceae.